AUGUCUCUUCUCGCCCUUACCCUCUUCCUCGCCACUACUCUCGCCCAAGGAAACCCUCCCGCCGCCCUCUCCUCCCUCCUGUCGUCCCUCUCUUCCUUUCAAACCGCUUCCCCCGGCGUCAACCCCUGGAUCUUCACAUCCCCCGAAGAAUACACCUCACUCUUCAACUCGCUCCAAUCUGCCGGCCUCAUCCCGUCCACCAUCACGGCGCCUCUGCCCUGGCCCACGGCCUCGGACCUCUACAGCCCCGGCUCCGGCCCUUGGAUCCCCUUCGGCCCAGGCGGUCAUCCCGGCGGACCCGGCAAACCACCAGGCUACUGGGGCGGCUCGACGGGUUGCGGACCCUGGGGCCCGAAUAACUGGGGUCCAUGGACCGACUGGUCGACGCGAUCGGAUUGGCGCACCAACGCGCCGUGGACCAAGUGGUGGGGUGGAGAUACAUGUCCUGGGACGGACUGGCCCGGGUGGACGGAGGGCGAGUGGAGGACGAGUGCGCCGUGGACGGGGUGGGAGAGUUGUACGGCCGUCACGACGGGGACGAGUGUGUUCACGACGACGGGCGUGGGGGGUACGCCGACGGUGGGGACGGCGUUUGCGGUCAGGGUUGCGAGUGCGGAGAGUGUGGAGACGGGGGCGGCGGGGAAUGGAGGAAAUGGCAAUGUGAAUGGGGGUGGGAAUGGUGAUGGAGGUGGGAAUGGAGAGGGAGACGCGGGAACUGCUGCUCAGGGCAAGGGGCCGCAUGGUGCGGCAAAUCCGGUCGUAACGGUAGCGCCGGCGCUGGCUGGGGCGGCGGCGGCGGUGAUGGGGGUGAUGGUUGUUUUGUAA
Messenger RNA from Westerdykella ornata, 825 nucleotides. RefSeq lists its product as uncharacterized. The coding region runs from base 1 to 825 and encodes 274 amino acids. The transcript has a single exon. NCBI's taxonomy places the organism in Eukaryota, Fungi, Ascomycota, Dothideomycetes, Pleosporales, Sporormiaceae. The record is from RefSeq and is a predicted model, not a curated record.